AUGCGGUGGUCACUUCGGCUUGUCGCAGCUGCUCUUGCGGCAUCGUACCUUGGGAUCGGAGUUCAAGCGCAAGGUCCAGCCCCAGUGAACACCAAUCGCACGGGGCCGCUCUCCCAAUACAAAUCUAGACCUGAUAUCUACGCGCCUUUUCUCAACAUCUCUCUGUUUGAUGAAGACGCCGUGACUCCAGGAUAUAUUUUCAUGGGACCGUAUCAGACAUUUCAAGAGGCGGUAUAUAUCUACGACAAUAGAGGAAACCUGGUAUGGAGUGGCUUUGCUGAGACGGGAGGGGGUCCGUCGCAUAAUUUCCACGUCUGUUCGAUCAACGGCACGGAAAAUCUCUGCUUUAUUACAGCUGCCCAGAACGUCGGUUAUGGUCGAGGUUAUGCCGUGGUAUUGGAUAAUACCCUGACCACGCACACGUCUGUUCGCUCACAAAGCGGCUUGGCCAAUUUCGAUGAACACGAGUUCAACGUGCUCGAUGAUGGAGAUUCAUCUUUAUUCACGCUCUACAACCCUGAACAUCAUGAUCUGUCUGCCUAUAAUGUCUCCGGGCAGGGGUGGCUGAUGAACUGCUAUUUCCAGCACCUCGAACUCGGGACUAACAAGCCCAUUUUCGAGUGGUCUGCCAUAGACCAUGUCACUCUCAAUGAAACGUUUGUCAAACCGCUCGGGAGUGAGGUGGCGGGCGAUGGACUCACGCCGACUAGUCCAUGGGACUAUUUUCAUAUCAACAGCGUCGACCAAUAUGCGAACGGAGAUUAUCUCGUAUCCGCACGCCAUACAUGCACACUUUACAGGGUAUCUGGGCAAGACGGACACAUUAUCUGGAGGCUCGGUGGCAGCUUUUCUGACUUUGCAUUUCCUCCUGGCCUCAAUUUCAGCUUUCAACAUGAUGCCAGAAUUAGGGAGGAGAACAAGACGACGACCAUCAUUUCCCUCUUUGACAACGCCUCAAAUGGUUACAAUCAGACGUCUAGAUAUUCCUCAGGUUUGAUCCUGAAGCUGGACCACACCCGAAACACCGUCUCCCUUCUCAAGCGAUUUAUAGCCCCCGAUGAAUUCGUGUCGGCCUCCCAAGGCAAUGUCCAGCUGAUGGCUAAGGACUGGCGGACUGCGAACGCUUUCCUUGGCUGGGGUUCGAAUGCUUUUAUAUCUGAGUAUACCUCUGAUGGCAGGAUGGUCCAGCAAGGCCACUUCGCGACCACAGGAUCUAUGAAUUACCGCGCCUUCAAGAACAACUUCACGACCGACCCGACAGAUGCCCCUGCUCUGUACACCUAUGCCCACAAUGACAGUGCUCCAACUUCGUACUGGAUGAGCUGGAACGGAGCGACAAAGGUUGCCCAGUGGCGAAUUUACUCUGCCUCGGAGCGUAACGGCCCCUGGACCGUUAUCGACACGGUCAAGAAGGCAGGCUUUGAAACGACUUUCACCGCGCCCAAAUAUCAUUCCUGGAGUAUUGUUGAAAGUAUCGACGCGAAAGGAAACCCCCUAAAGAACUGCACCAGGGCGAUAAGGACGUUCGUGCCUGGGCCAGUACUUGCCGCGAAAUGUGACAGCUCUGGAUGCCCAACUGCGGUGAAGUCAUCGGCAAGUACUCCAACGACGAGCUCAUCAUCUGCAUCUAGCUCGAGUGCUGCUGCAUCAAAGUACAAACGAGACGGCAUGACUAGCGAGCUAGGUGUGGUUGCUAUGUUUGGCAUGGGCUGGCUCCUGGGCUAA
This is a messenger RNA of Exophiala oligosperma, 1725 nucleotides long. RefSeq lists its product as uncharacterized. The transcript is spliced from 3 exons. The record is from RefSeq and is a predicted model, not a curated record. The coding region runs from base 1 to 1725 and encodes 574 amino acids. Lineage: Eukaryota; Fungi; Ascomycota; Eurotiomycetes; Chaetothyriales; Herpotrichiellaceae.